AAGAAAGAUGGCUCUUAUCUUCCAUUCAUCUGAGAAUAGGAUUGCGUGACUUCUCUUCUUUACCUUUCCCCUUUCAUCUCAUUUCCUCUCUCUUUUAUUUAUUUUUUAUUGGAUUUCCAUAGAAGUUCUUGAGCAUCACGUAUGUCCUUCUCUUCUUCGACAACAAGCAUCAAUACCUGAAAAAAAUAUCAAGUUCCUACUUCCAUACUUCGAAACACGAAAAACACAUCUCAAAGACCGCCUUCUCCAUUGAUUCCAUUCAUUGGAUUUUGAUUUUAUGUAGAAAUCCUGACUUGGGUAUUGAUCCAAAUCGGUGAGAAUCUCAUCACCGAUUCCGUGAUCGAAAAAUAUCCAACAGAAGGAAAUUUUCAACUACAACCUCAAUGGUAAAGGUCUUUCCUUCAUACUUUUCUGGGUUUUUUAUCAAGGGGAAGAACCAAACUUCUCCUUUGGAUGAGGAUGCUCGACAGUUCUGUUCUUCUCUUUCGAAGGAUAUCGAAAGGCUGGAAUGCUCGUUGGUUGAUGGAUCGAUUUCUCUUCGAUGGUCUGCAGAAGCCAUGAAUGUUCUAAAGAAGAUGCACUUUGAGUUCCUUCUCUUCGUCGAGAAAUCAAGACCGCCCAUCUCUUCAGAAGGCAAGGAUUGGUUGGAUCAGUACAUGAAAGAAAGUGUGAUGUUGUUGGAUUUCUGCAACGUGUUGAAAUCUGCUGUCUCUCGGAUCGAAAGGUACCGGAUGGUGGUCGAGUUCACAGUAAGAAAAUUGAAUGACGAUGAUACUUCUAUUGAGACGAAGAAGAUUGAAAUGGAGAGACUGGAAAGAGAGUGUAAGAAGAACCCAGCUAUCAUUGAGAAAUGGGGAGAUGCAAGAUUAGAUAAAAUCAUAUGGGAAUGUAAUGAAAGCAAGAAAGGUAUAACUCCUGUUAUGUUUGCUAUUAAGAGUACUGUGAUGAUCAUAACCUCUCUCCUCUUUUCUGCAUUUAUUUCAACGGCUACUGUCGACGUCGGCGACAGAGAAGCCUGUCGCAAAUUUCCUCAAUUAGGUCUAUUUGGAUCAUCGCUUAUGACGUUGGUUUAUCGUUAUCGGGAGAGGAUUCAAACACCCAAGGCAAAUUCAGGAAUGGGUCUUGUGGAACAUGAAAUGGUCGAGAGGGCAGUCGAUGAUCUGAAAGCUCAGAUUGCUGGAGGGAUGGUUGAGGGAAGAGAGAAGGUUGUGAGGUCUGUUGAAGUUCUAAAUAAAAGGUCUGUUGAUCUCAAGGAAAGUCUGCAGAUGUUUGAUUCUGCAGUGAAUGGAGUUUUUGAUGAGGUUAUUAAAGGAAGGAAUAAGCUGUUGGGAAUGUUUGGCUCUACUUAUCUGAUAUAGUUGAAUUGCAAUGUUACAAUUAUGUGAAUGUGGAAAUAUGGUUAUGCUUCUUUCCUCUUUCUUUCUAUUAUGUGAUGAAAAUAUUAUCAUGUUAAUAGAAACUGAGCUUUGGGUUUCAUUCAAAAACCAUUUACCUACAUUGGGGUGUGUUUGGAUGUCCUAUUGAUUUGGAUUGUAAUUUGUUUUAUGAAGUUCAAAUAAUCAAGUUACAAUUUCCUUC
Molecule: messenger RNA, 1578 nt
Organism: Magnolia sinica
Lineage: Eukaryota; Viridiplantae; Streptophyta; Magnoliopsida; Magnoliales; Magnoliaceae
Product: UPF0496 protein 4-like
Exons: 1
Coding region: 384-1358 (324 amino acids)
Biological process (GO): shoot system development; root development
Source: RefSeq, a predicted model, not a curated record